This is a messenger RNA of Helianthus annuus (common sunflower), 1572 nucleotides long. RefSeq lists its product as uncharacterized. Bases 1 to 1572 code for a protein of 523 amino acids. The transcript has 3 exons. Lineage: Eukaryota; Viridiplantae; Streptophyta; Magnoliopsida; Asterales; Asteraceae. The record is from RefSeq and is a predicted model, not a curated record.
AUGGGUCAACCAAGGGCACCAUUGGGCGCACCUCAAAGACAUCAAAGGGAAGUAGUACGGGGAAUUGAAGCUCACUUCCGGCCCAUUAUCACUAACAAUCCUUCGCCGGUAGUGAUUCCUCAUCGUGCGGAUGGAAGGACCUUUGAAGUUAGAACAACCGCUCUCCAAAGUUUACCAAAGUUCAAAGGGUUAGCAACGGAAGAACCCUACUUUCAUUUGGAGACAUAUGACUCCAUUUGCAAUACUAUUGGAGGUCAAGGGUUUUCUGCGGAUGAUGUCAAGUUGGUCCUCUUCCAGUUUUCCCUUGAAGAUAAAGCGAAGAGAUGGUUUCAUACAUUACCCUCUGCGUCCAUUUUUACAUGGGCCGGCAUGCAACAAAUAUUCUUGGAUGAAUAUUACACUUCUCAAAAGACCAACGAUGCUAGAAGAGGUUUGAGAAGUUUCCAACAACAAUCGGGGGAAAUGUUUCACGAAGCUUUUGAGAGGUUCAACAUGAUGUUACGGAAUUGCCCUCAUCAUGGGAUCCAACUUUGGGAAUUGUUGAAUGCAUUUCAUGAAGGGUUGAGUUCGGAGGAUGCACGGGAUUUGAUAGCAAAUGGAGUUGAGAGUGGCAACGUUCAAACCACGAACCAAGUGUACAACGUGUGUACAAAUUGCAACGAAAUAGGCCACACGGCGGAAGUUUGUGUAGUGGGCUUGGUUGAUGAGCAAGUAGAAGAGGUUAAUGCAAUUCAAGGAGGGGGUGGUCGAAAUUUCAACAUGAACUCCAACACAUAUCACCCCGGGUUACGAAAUCAUCCGAAUUUUCGGUAUGGGAACGCGGCGAACCAAGCUAACCCAAAUUUUCAAGGAGCCCAAGGUAACUUUGCACCUCGUCAACAAUACAAUCAAGGCAACUAUAGAGGUGGAAACAAUUAUGGGUACCACGGGCAAUUUCAACAAUCGGGUCAAAGUGGUUCGGGUCAACCUUCAUCAAGCGGGAAUGACAUUAUGGAUAUGCUUCGGGCUAUGCAACAAGAUAUGCAAAAGCGAAAUCAACUUGAUGAAGUUCGAAUGCAAAAGGAUGAAGUUCGUGACAAGAGCAUCCAAUCACUAACAAUCCAAAUGGGACAAUUGGCAACCGAUGUGGCAGAGUUGAAGAAAGGCAAGGGUCAACUUCCUAGCGACACCAAGGUAAAUCCUUCACAUGGUUCGUCACGAGUUAAACCUAAAGAAUCAAAUGUUAACAAACCGGGGUUGGGUGAAAACGAGCAAAGUGAAAAAGUUGAGGGUGAACCGAGUCAAGUCCCGUUUCCAUCGGCUUUACUUGACCCGGGUAGAAAAAAUUUUAUUGCACCAAGAGGUCCCCAAAAAGAAGAGCUGUGGGACAUGUUUAAACAAGUAAAAAUCAAUCUUCCACUACUUGAUGCAAUAAAACAAGUACCCGCUUAUGCUAAAUUUCUUAAGGAAUUGUGUAGACAAAAACGACAACAAAAGAAAAAGAUGCCUAAGCGGGUAGACUUGACCGGGCAAGUGAGUGCAGUUUUGAAUGGGAGCUUCCUCCUAAGCUCCAAGAUCCGGGCACGCCAUUAA